AUGAGGUCGUCCAGCCACCAGCAGUCGCCCCGGCCUGCGCCACAAGUACCCUCGACGGCAUCCGACGAGCUCAGCGAGCAGUCCCUGCUGGACGAACUCUUCCCGGAGGCCAGCAGCCAGGUCCAGCCCGAUCCCACCGACAAACGGCCCUCGCCCCCAAAGCUCGACCUCCCUGCUCCAGACACCAACCCGCACAUCCGCCUGACGCGCUCCCACACCAGAUCCGACCGCGAGAAGGCCAUCGAUGCGCUCCGUGCGCGCGGCGAACAAACCACGGUGCUCCAGCUCUCCAACUGCAGCACCGCCCUCACAGAAGCCGACUUCCGCCGCCUCGUCCCCCGCGGUCUGCACAUCGAGACAUGGUCGCGCGACGGCGACUUCUACAAAAUCAUCCCUGGUCGCGACCCGCUCUCGCUCGAGCGCCUGCCCUUCUACUACCUGCUCUUCCACACCCCGGCCUCGGCGCUCGCAUACCAGAAGAACGCUUCGAGACUCAGCAAACUGUGCGCCCUGCACGCUCCGAGCAGCAUCCACUCCGCCAUCCCGCCGCCCGCCGGCUUCCUCGAGAACGGCGAGGACAUACACGCUGUGACGAGCUCGUUCGUCCUGCACCCCAACGGCCACGCGCUCGACCUCAGGACGGUAAUGCAGCCGUACAACCGCGCGCUGCGCUCGCUCAUCGACGCCGGCGGUUAUGCGCCGGUUGUGCCCAGCGUUGACGGCAGGGGCAGGAAGAUCCACCGCGUGCUGAUGCACAUGGACGGCUACGAGCCGAGCCAGUGGGAUCUGUGGCAGAUCAUCAGCAGGCACGCGCAUGCGCGGGGCAUCAUCUGGCCCUUUCGGAACGAUCAUGCCAGCGCGCUGAGGAGGUUGCGGGAUGCGAUCAAUUUGAAGACUGUGAGCAGGGCAAAGUUCCAGGCGGUCUCGACUUCGAACCCGCGCGCCGCUUCGCCUCUCCACGUCCGCGAGAAGCAUGCCGAGGAAGGAGUCGAGUACGAAGACCCGGCCAUCGCAUCGUUCCUCGGCACUGGCUCCUCCUCUUCUGGCUCCUCCUCUUCUGGCUCCUCCUCUUCUGGCUCCUCCUCUUCUGGCUCCUCCUCUUCUGGCUCCUCCUCUUCUGGCUCCGGCGACGCCGACAGCGCCAAGGAGAUGAACCAGCUGGUUAUGAACCGCGUGUACAAUCGGUGGAUUGUCGAGUUCGAGGACGAGGAUGCGGCGAGGAGGUUUGCGGGGCUGUGGCAUCGCGUUGUGCUCCCAGACGCGAAGGACAAGACAGGCGCGUGGAGGGAGGCCGAGGAAGUGAGGUGGGUCGAGGCCGAGUACCUCUGGUGA
Molecule: messenger RNA, 1332 nt
Organism: Macroventuria anomochaeta
Lineage: Eukaryota; Fungi; Ascomycota; Dothideomycetes; Pleosporales; Didymellaceae
Exons: 1
Coding region: 1-1332 (443 amino acids)
Source: RefSeq, a predicted model, not a curated record